Lachancea nothofagi CBS 11611 is the source of this 1023-nucleotide messenger RNA. Lineage: Eukaryota; Fungi; Ascomycota; Saccharomycetes; Saccharomycetales; Saccharomycetaceae. The record is from the annotation of a GenBank genome assembly.
AUGUCAAAUGCCAAGGUUAAAGUCAUAAGAACCCAUGAGGGACACCUGUUAGAGCUUGUGGAUGAAGAUGUUCAGUCAGUUAAUGCAUUCAAGACGAGGCUCAAGCUCAAUCAAGAUGAGUAUAGCUUGAAUGACACCCAAGAUACUGAACACAUUGCAAAAAAACGCAAGCCCCAAAAUGAUGUGGAGGUGAGUUCACUUACUACAGAUAUCGGUUCUACAGCCCAAGAACCAUCCUCAGUGAGCGUAGAUGAAUUCAGGCAGUACCAUCAGGCCAAAAGCAGAGUGCGAGAAUUCUAUCGAGAACAGCACGAGAAGCAGACCAUGGCAUUCAACUUACAAGCCCGGGUGAAUUUCAAGACGAAAUCAAGAGCUCGAAUGACAAUAUGGGAAGCACUUUGUAAGUUGAGCAUGCUGAUUGAUGACUCUGAUCCGGACACUGAGCUGUCACAAAUAGAUCAUGCACUGCAAACAGCAGAAGCAAUACGAGCGGAUGGUAAACCGCGAUGGAUGCAGCUUGUCGGACUUGUCCAUGAUCUGGGCAAAAUCCUCUAUUUUUUUGACAGCGAAGGUCAAUGGGAUGUUGUUGGAGAUACCUUUCCAAUAGGUUGUAAAUUUGUUGAUCAAAUCAUAUUUCAUGGGUUUUUCAAGGGGAAUCCAGAUGAUUCGCAUCCUAUUUAUUCUUCAGAAUUGGGCAUUUACGAAGAAAGUUGUGGACUCAGUUCUGUCAUGAUUUCGUGGGGACAUGACGAAUACAUGUAUUAUAUUGCCAAAAGUCAAUCCAAUCUGAAUGAAAAAGCCCUCGCCAUGAUAAGAUAUCAUUCGUUCUAUCCCUGGCACAGAGAAGGCGCUUAUUCUUAUCUAAUGAAUAAAAAGGACCAUGAGAUGUUGAAGGAGGUUCAAGAAUUCAAUAAGUAUGACUUAUACUCUAAAAGUCUAAAAAGGUACGAUAUGAAAGAACUUCAGCCAUAUUACCUUGAUCUGAUAGACGAAUUUUUCCCUGAAAAGUACGUUGAGUUUUGA